AGAUACGACAAUGAUUAAGCCGAAUUGCGGUGUACUGAAGGAUGCUUCGAAAUCGGCAAAUACUUUGGCUGUCGCUCCACGUAAACGAGGUCGUCCACGAAAAAGAGACUAUGAUGAAGUGUCGAACGUAAUAAAUACAAAAAAAGAACCAGCAGAUGAGACGUACAACAUUCCGACAUUAGCAAUGCGGUCGCACCCUCGUGGAUGCGCGAAGAAGAGAAGAACCAUUUCGUCGUUAUCUUCAACUGGGAAUUGUACGCCAAAUGGUCGUAGACUGUCGGGCGCAGUUUCCGAAUGCUCCCCUGCGGCAGGGUCAUUGGCAAGUGCCAAUGUAUCAUUAUCUACGACCGACCUAAAAUCAUCGCGUUUGUCUGCUGCCGAUGUUGAAAUGGUAGAUGUGCAAGAGAUCUGGGAUUACUACAUUGCACGUGCCGAAUACCACUCCAUUUUGUCGAAGUGCAAUUUGAAGUGUCCACGGUCUCGAGGACGUCACCUUGGUAGAAAGGCAAUAGUGGAGAAAAUUCAACAUUUGAAGCGGAUUGAACAAAGUCUGAAAAAAGGUGUGAAGCAAAUUACAACUUACGAAUUUUUCAACUAUGUCAAUCCGCUGUGUCCCGGUCUGAACGACGUCACGACAGACAUAUUUUUGAUAUCUUGCACGAAGGAGAAAAUUUUUAGAAAGGAUUUCCUUAGCCGAAUUGUUGUACCCUGUAAAGGCCAUCAACAGGAAGCGCCAGUUUUGUAUUAUCCUGUGCCUCCUGAGGUAGAAAAAAAUGCAGUAGACGUUUAUCUCGUUGUGAAAGUUUAUACGGAGCAAAAGUAUCACUUCAUUGGAUCAGCUCGAAGAAUGGGGCGGUCUAGGGGCGACCAUGAAGAAGAUAUAAAAGAAGCUCCUGUCGUUAAGAAACUGCUUUAUGGAGUGCGAAAAGUGGCUCGCAAGAUUAGUUCUGGGGUAUAUCCUGACUUUGGAAAUCAUACUGUAGUCUUAGUAAACAAUGAAACGGACGGAUUAGAUGGUAUUACGUUCAACAUAUCGGAUGAAAAGUGGAUGACAAAUGUCACGCAGUUGGAUCUUCUCGCUAGGAUUGGACAUAAACUGUGCUCUAUGGGUCCAAUCGGUCUAAUUAAUUUCGGCAUAAGCGACGAGCAUGUUGACUUCGAUUGGACAGCGGUGGAAAAAGUGAUGGACGCAAGAUUUAAGCGAAAAACGGAGCUGUUGAAAUCUUCCGAGCUCACCGUCUGGUACCAUAACAAGAAAAAUAAUGUGCUUGACGAGCCACCGACAACAGCACGAGAAAGCCCAUCGUCAGACAAGGAGAAUCGCGUUCGCGUUUCUCCUCGGAAAUCGCCGCGAUCACCGCGAGCUAAUACGAUUGUCAAGUUAUCUCCAAAGAAAAAUGGCCAGUUAUCGGUCCUUUCAUCCCAAGGGCCCAUGCUGCCAGAUGAUGAUGUGCUGGAUCGUGUACCAGGAACGAUAUGUCCAUUUACGGGGAGAAAAUUCGCACAGGUGGAAGAUCUCGAAGAGUAUCUGUGUACAACAUAUCCUGCUCUAAAGUUUGAGAAAAGCUCAUGGAAUGCAUCGUUCCUGCAUUUUCUUGUGUCAAGCGUCGUUACUCGUUCUAUUUGGGAGAAUCCGAAAGUACCCAAGAAGGAGAGGAGGUCUACCAGCGUUAUCUCACCUGAGCGCAAAGUUAUUCAUGCUCCACCUCCUGAAGUUCCUGUGAAGAAAAAGUACGAGUUGCCUAAAGCUCAAAUGAUUCCCUAUGGAGAAAUGUCAUUUGUACCACCAACAUACUCGCAGGUUCCUGGACCUUCCUGCACAAAAGUGUACCAUUCUGUCAUUGAGGACACAUGUGAUUGGAAGGGCCAUUUAUCUGAAAGGAACAUUCGAGAUUACAUUGAUGAUACACCGCAGGAAAAAGAGUUUAUGAUACUUCACAACAAGUUCCGCGCUAAGUUUCGGCAUCUGAUUGUGGGGACAAAGCUUACGCUUGAUUUUUACACGAGAUUUGUCGAGACAUGUGGUGCUGAGAUGAAGAAGAAGCGCAUCCGAGCCCAUUGUGUGGCCAGGUUGACCCGGUUGGUCCAGCAGGACAAAAUGACGCCAACCAACAUGGCGACACUUACCCAGAAACUCUAUGAAUUAGGCCCAAAUGAGUAAAUUAAGUACAAGUCUUUCUAAAGCAUGCACGUGUUAGUCGCUCAUAUGUACUUUUUUAAAGUCUAUCUGUAUGCUGCACUGCCUUGAUGAGAUGUUGUCAUACUAGGGAUAAGCAGAAAAUUGGAGCAGCUCUCGGUGUCGUAGAUAUUUGUUUUAGCGGUAAUGGAGG
Cylicocyclus nassatus is the source of this 2330-nucleotide messenger RNA. The record is from the annotation of a GenBank genome assembly. Lineage: Eukaryota; Metazoa; Nematoda; Chromadorea; Rhabditida; Strongylidae.